UAAUCAUGUGUUUUAAAAAGUAUUACAUAUGAUGCGACUGUACAAAUUAAAUGAUUUUUAUUCAAGUUUCAAUACAUGCAUUAUUUAGAUUUUUAUGCAUCAUUGUUAUAUAUAAAAUUUAUAUUAAAUGUUAUCUAAUUGGUUAAAACGUGUUAUAAUGUAUAAAAUCAUUUAAUAAUGUUAAAGAUAUAUGGAAAUCAUUUAGCUUUAAUAGGCGUUACAGGAGCAGGUUUAGCGUUAUUAGCUUACGUAUUAUUUGGUCCAUCUGACAAACCAAAAUCUUCGAAGAAACGUGCCUUCUGUGGACUGAAAAAUUUGGGAACAACGUGUUACUUGAAUACAUUAUUACAAUCUCUUGCCUCAUGUCCCACAUUUAUUCAGUGGCUUAAUCAACAGUCUAAAGUGUCUAUAGUAUCAUAUACACUAAAUAAAACUUUACAGUUUUUAACUGGUGUUAAGAAUAGUGAUGAUGGUGUAGUAUCUCCAAUAGAAUUAGUGAAUAUUCUUAAAAACAUAGGAUUUCAAUUUCAACCCCAUAUUCAAGCAGAUGCACAUGAAUUAUUUGUUCAUCUAUUUUCUGUGAUAGAAGAAGAAGCUUAUAAAACAAGUUGUAGUUUAGCUGAUUGUUUAGAAACUACUAAUGAUGUUAUUAACAAAGAAGAAACAUUAAAUGGUAUAGGUAUUAAAAUUAAUGAGACAUUUACAUCUACAAGUGGGGCAGGAGAUGUACAAUCCAAUACAUCAAAUGAAAAUAGUUUAAAUAAAAAAAAUUUUAAGUUUCGUGGAGAUAAAAAACUUAUAGAUAAAAAUCAAAAUAUCAAACCUCCUCCAUUUUUAGGAUAUUUAUCCAACAACAUAGAAUGCUCAUUAUGUAAUCAUAAGUCAUCAUUAAAUUAUGAAAAAUUCUAUGUUAUAUCUUUGAAUUUACCAGAAACACCACAAAUGAUACUUAGAAUUUCAGAUCUUCUUGAUCAAUAUAUUAAAAUAGAGAGACUAGAAAGUCUGCCUUGUGUAAACUGUGAUAAAAAUAAUGCUGUAACUCAAGGAAAAUCUUUCAUUAAAAGUGUCAAGUUUGGAAAAUUACCAUUAUGCUUCUGUAUUCAUUUGGUGAGAACACAGUAUACUCAAAAUAAACUAUUAAAACGUAAAGAUUUUGUAGAAUUUCCUGAAUAUUUAAAAAUGGAUAAGUAUACUAGUAUCUAUGAUCAAUUAAGUAAACUCAGACAGUCAAGAGAGACUCUGUCCCCAGAAUCAAUUGAAAGAUUUAGAGGAGAUAAAUAUAUUUAUAGACUUAAGGCUGUCAUAGUUCAUGCUGGUGAAGAUAAUGCUGGUCAUUUCAGUACAUAUAGAAGAGGCGUUUCAACUAAACAUUCUAGACACAGGUGCAGUGAUACAAGAUGGUUUUAUACAUCUGAUGAUCAUAUACAAGAGGUUACAUUACAAGAUGUUCAACGAUCAAUUGCAUACAUGUUAUUUUAUGAAAAAUGUGAUGUGUAAUUUACAACAAAUUUAAAAGAAAAUUGCAUUGCAUACAUAUGUAGUUAUGUAGUAAUCUAUUAGUUACUACCAAACAAAUGAUGGCAUAGUUUAUAAUAACUAAAAAAAAUUU
Daktulosphaira vitifoliae (grape phylloxera) is the source of this 1609-nucleotide messenger RNA. It is a transcript of the gene Usp30, whose product is annotated as ubiquitin carboxyl-terminal hydrolase 30 homolog. Gene Ontology annotation, molecular function: cysteine-type deubiquitinase activity; cysteine-type endopeptidase activity. The coding region runs from base 178 to 1497 and encodes 439 amino acids. Gene Ontology annotation, biological process: protein deubiquitination. The record is from RefSeq and is a predicted model, not a curated record. Lineage: Eukaryota; Metazoa; Arthropoda; Insecta; Hemiptera; Phylloxeridae. The transcript has 9 exons. Gene Ontology annotation, cellular component: cytosol; nucleus.